CAAACCGCAAUCGACUUUGUACAAAAAUAUUGUCGUUUACCUUUCACUUCCGGUUCCGGUUUAGACGCCUGUGAAGUGCGCUAGCUACAGGUUACGAGAUUCGAUACGUUUACGUUCCAGCAUGUCUCACAACUACUCCUACAGACGACCACCACCAGCUAAAGAUCUAAGAGCCAGCGCUUUCGACUCUCCAGAUCACCUGCACCCUGGAGACCACAGUCACAAUGUUUACAGAUCGUCCCAGGAGGCUCCGUCUCAUUCCACAAUACCAUCCUACCCAUCCUCCUCAUCCAGAGCCUCUGCUGCCACCGAGUCCCCUUACUCCUUCUCACUAAGCCAGUCAGACCCUUACUCCUCCCUAAGCCGGUCAGACCCUUACUCUUCCUCUCUAAGCCGGUCAGAUCAAACUCUGACCCUCCUGAGCAGCUGUGGGCUUGAGCCCAAAGACUUGUCUCUACUAGCCGAGAUGCCUGAGGAGCUCAUCACUGUGGAGAACCUACCACGUCUGCUCCUGGAGAUCAGAAAGAAGAGGGCGACACAGCAGCCACCAUAUCCAGCUAUGACCUCUUACCCCCCUGCUGCCACAUCUCGCCCCCCACUGCUACCCCUCCUCCAGGCCGUGCGUGGGAGCAGCCUGACCAGAGUCGUUCUCAGCCAUUAGACUACCCCCACCCCGCUCUUCCGCCUUCCCAACUCCUUCCCACAGAACAGGCUGAGCCCUGGCAACUAGAUCGU
This is a messenger RNA of Oncorhynchus gorbuscha (pink salmon), 735 nucleotides long. Its product is annotated as matrin-3-like. Lineage: Eukaryota; Metazoa; Chordata; Actinopteri; Salmoniformes; Salmonidae. The record is from RefSeq and is a predicted model, not a curated record. The transcript is spliced from 2 exons. The coding region runs from base 122 to 661 and encodes 179 amino acids.